This is a messenger RNA of Drosophila kikkawai, 2423 nucleotides long. RefSeq names its product ubiquitin specific protease 30 (gene Usp30). The record is from RefSeq and is a predicted model, not a curated record. Gene Ontology annotation, biological process: protein deubiquitination. Lineage: Eukaryota; Metazoa; Arthropoda; Insecta; Diptera; Drosophilidae. Gene Ontology annotation, molecular function: cysteine-type deubiquitinase activity. Gene Ontology annotation, cellular component: nucleus; cytosol.
CCGAUAGGCAGAUAUCGAUAGAAGGCAGCCUUGCCAUAUCGCCAUGUCUGCACAGGGUGGCAAUCUCUAGCCAAGGAGCAGACACAAAAUUUUCUUUUUCCAUCAAAAUUUAUAGUUUAUUCUUAUGGGAAAUUAUUGAGCUUUUCCCGAAUAGGAAAACAUUGCCACACUUGUUACAGCGGAGCUCCCAGACUGGAGGAGGAGUCCAUGCUGUAGACGUGCCUCCAGUUUCCUUUAUUUGCACUUUUUGCAACCCCCCGAAAAGUGAAGAAGCGACAGGCACGGGCAGGAAUCCAGGAGCCAAAUGGAGAGCGAAAAGAUUCUGAUGGCCGCCGGAGUGACGGUGGCCGCCGUCGUGGGAGCCUUUGUCUUCUGGGGACCCUCGGGCUCCCGCUUGCGCCAGCGUCGCGGCCAGAUCGCCGGACUGCACAACUUUGGGCGCACCUGCUUCCUAAACACCCUGCUCCAGGCCUUGGCCGCCUGCCCGCAGUUCAUCGCCUGGCUCCAGCUGUACAACGGCGCCUCCCCCGAUCGCCGGAGCCUGAUCAGCUCGAUGCUGAACACGCUGGAGGUGGUGAACGGCACCCAUGCCACUCUGCGCGGUGAUCCGCACUCACCGGGCGCUGUGCUGCGCGCCCUAAACGCCUUGGGCUGGGUGAUACCGCAGGAGGAGCACGAUGCCCACGAGCUGUUCCACGUUUUGCUCUCCUCCCUGGAGGAGGAGGCAAUACGGCCGCAGCCCCUAGGCUGUCUGUCGGACGCCCUGCCGCUGGGCACGUUGGGAACCACCGACAACGAUGACGCCAGCAGCAGCAUUGGCCUGGGCACGGCCACGCCCCUUGGUGGAUUCCGACCCAUAAGCGCCAUGGCCGCCGGACCAAGCGCCAGCCAGCGGGGCAUUGGGGAUCAGCCAAAUCGGCCCUCGAGCGCCAUGCUGACCGACUUCCUUAACAUGGAGUAUGACGAAAGCACCAGUCUCACCCGCCUGGUGCGCUCCGAAGCCCAUACACCGGACUCGCCGGCCUCCGUUUGCGAGCGCGAAGGCUCGGAUCGCUUGGGUUCCCUGCUGCUGGAUGCAGUUUCGCCCGGAACGCCGUUUGGCUUUCCGCUAGCCAGCGAAGGGGAUGCUCUGGCCACGCCCACGCCGACGCUCGGCGGCGAGCGAUUGUCGCGACCAAGGCAGCCGCAGGGCCAGGAAAUGGGCGAGGGCCUUAAUCGUCGGGUGUCCAGCUCGUGCCGGUCGCUCGAGCGUUUGCAUCGCGGCCCGGGGCGUGUGUCCAUCUGGUCGAACAUGAUGCCCAGCCAGGUGGCGCAUCCCUUCCAGGGGGCCAUGGGCGCCCAGAUUGUUUGCAACGGCUGUGGCUCCAAGUCGGCGGUGCGCUAUGACAAGUUCGACAGCAUCACACUGAAUCUGCCGCCGCAGCGACGGAGUGGCCAGAGCCUGGGCCACCUGCUCAGCGAUUACAUCACUUCGGAGGAUCUGAGCGAUGUCAAGUGCGAUUCCUGCAAUGAGACGACCACGCACACCAAGUCGGUGACCUUUGCCAAGCUGCCGGCCUGCCUGUGCAUUCAUGUGGCGCGCACAGUCUGGCUGCCCACCGGGCAGGUGUGCAAGCGCCAGGACUUUGUCCAUUUCCCCGAGAGCCUGUCGAUGGCGCCGUACAGCUUUGUGCAGCCGCAUCUCAAUAGUCAGGCUGGCACCCCUUGGGGCUCGACAAUGUCGCUGUUUUCCAGCAGCCUGCCGAUGAACAAUGGCCUGGGCGGUGGCGAGGGCUUCGGCACCAUGUUUCCCAAGAACCUGUACCGCCUGCUGGCCGUGGUGGUGCACUCGGGCGAGGCGAACAGUGGUCACUUUGUGACCUAUCGACGCGGCUCCCUGCGAAAUGCCCAUCGAUGGUUCUACACUUCAGACACCAUUGUGCGGGAGGUGAGCAUCGACGAGGUGCUGGGAGUGCCGGCAUAUCUGCUCUUUUACGAUCGGGGACAGCACCGGCAGCUGCCCCUGCGCUAGUCAGCCGGAGGAGAAGGGCGGAAGGAGGAUCCUAGUCAGCCGGCAAACACUUGAUGUGAUGGAAUAUCCAAAUCGAAAUCCUUACUCGACCCACGUCGUGGCCAUAAGAGACGACUUACCCACACAUAUAUAUAUAUAUUAUAUUGAUAUAUGCAUAUAGCCAUAUGCCCGCGAUCUGACGUAUACUCAGCCGAGGACAAGGCAGUGGUCUCUGCAUCCUGCGUGCAUCGUGCAUCAUCCCCUUUAUUUGUUAUCGAUGCAUUUACGAUUUUCUAAGAACUAAGAAUUCCAAAUUCAUAAUGUGCUUUUAGCUGUCUGUAUUUAGCAAUUUACACACAUAAAUCUACCGAUAAUUGUUUGCGCGUUAUUUCCGUAGGAUAGCUGUUCAAUAAAAAUUUCUCACAAAAAUGUA